ACACGAUGAAAAAAUUUCAACACAGAAACAGUAUCGAGAGAUUCAACACAUCUCAAUCUUCCCAUGAGUUUUAUUGGCAGAAUCCACCAACUCGGUAACCACCCAAGAAUAAAUUCACGACACCCAUUCAGAAUCUCCAGAAUCUGUGAUGCAAAUUCAUCAACAGUACUGAUCAGAAGAAGCUGUUUUUCCAGAGAUGGUGAUGCUUGAUCUGCGGGAGAAAGUCAGGGCUUUCGUCAACAACAGAUGGCUGGUGUUUGUGUGUGCAAUGUGGGUGCAGUCAUGGGCCGGGAUCGGGUACCUGUUUGGGAGCAUUUCGCCGGUGAUAAAGAGUGCCAUGGGGUAUAAUCAGAGGCAGGUGGCUAUGUUGGGUGUGGCCAAGGAUUUGGGAGAUAGUAUUGGGUUCGUAGCAGGGAGUUUAUGUGAGGUUUUGCCAAUCUGGGGAAUUAUGCUCAUUGGGGUGGUGCAGAACUUUGUUGGGUAUGGUGUGGUUUGGCUUGUGGUGACUCAGAAACUGCCCAGUUUGCCUCUGUGGGUGCUGUGCCUUUGUAUAUUUGUUGGAACAAAUGGUGAGACCUACUUCAAUACAGGAGCUCUGGUUUCAUGUGUGCAGAACUUCCCCAAAAACCGGGGUCCCGUUGUGGGCAUACUGAAGGGCUUUGCUGGGUUAAGCGGCGCAAUUAUUACUCAGAUAUACACUAUGAUCAAUGCCCCUAAUGCAGCCGCACUUAUUUUCAUGGUUGCAGUCGGGCCAUCUAUGGUAGUCAUUGCUCUGAUGUUUAUAGUUAGACCUGUGGGAGGUCACAAACAACUUAGGCCCUCUGAUAGUUCAAGCUUCUUAUUUACCUUCAGUCUUUGCCUCAUCCUGGCUGCUUAUCUGCUGGGGGUCUUGCUGCUUGAGGAUCUAGUUGGUUUGAGCCAAGCUCUAGUCACAUUGCUCACUGUUCUUCUGAUCGUUAUAAUAUUGCUUCCAGUUGUAAUUCCCAUCAUAUUAGUCUUUUUCUCUGGACCAAUAGCUCCAUCAGAGGAGGCCUUUCUCCCUGAGCCUCAGAAACAAGAGUCCGGCAAGUCUGAGCAGGAUGGGGAAGAGGUCAUUCUCAGUGAGGUCGAAGACGAGAAGCCGGUGGAAGUUGAUUCACUUCCAGCAUCCGAAAGGCAUAAGCGAAUAGCCCAGUUGCAAGCCAAGCUCUUCCAAGCAGCUGCAGAAGGAGCUGUGAGGGUGAAGAGGAAACGAGGACCGCGCAGAGGAGAGGAUUUUACCUUAAUGCAGGCACUAAUAAAGGCUGAUUUUUGGCUCAUCUUCGUAUCCCUUCUACUAGCUGCUGGAUCCGGCUUGACAAUUAUUGACAACAUGGGCCAGAUGUGUGAGUCUCUGGGGUACAGCGAUACGAGCGUAUUUGUCUCCAUGAUCAGCAUUUGGAACUUCCUGGGACGGGUUGGGGGCGGCUACUUCUCUGAAAGUAUUGUAAGAAACUUCGCCUUCCCAAGACCAGUGUCAAUGGCAAUGUUUCAAGUCCUCAUGUCAGUUGGGCUGCUCUACUACGCCUUAGCCUGGCCUGGGGCGAUAUACGUCGUGAGCGUCCUAAUAGGACUAGGCUACGGUGCCCACUGGGCAAUUGUCCCUGCAGCAGCCUCAGAGCUCUUUGGUUUGAAAAGCUUCGGGGCAUUAUACAACUUCCUCACACUGUCAAGUUCUAUUGGUACUCUCAUAUUCUCUGAGGUCAUUGCCAGUGGCAUAUACGACCACUACGCAGAGAAACAAGCUGCCCUCAAGCAGCAUAGCUUGGGAGCCAUGGCUGGUCUGCCUCUUGGAAAAGAUGAAUCAUUGAGUUGUGAAGGGUACAUAUGCUAUUCCAUCACUUGUGGCGUCAUGUCAGGACUCUGCCUUGUUGCAGUUGUGCUGAGCUUGAUUGUCGUUCAUAGGACCAAAAGUGUUUAUGCCAAUCUCUAUGGAAGAUCUCAGGCAUGAGCAAUUAUAUGAUUUUCAUAGUUCCGUCAUCUUCGGAAGCAGGGCUAAAGACAAGGUGGUUCAAUUCAAAUUGAAGCCAUAAAUGGCUUCUUCCUUGAAUGUAGCUUCAUUGCAGUGACCUCCAUUCUUUUGGCUAUUAAAUUCUUUAGUUUCAACGUCCUAAAAAUAUAGAUUUUCCUUCUUUUUUUGGUCCCUUUUUUUAUCAAAGCGUUCAGUUCAGCCAUCUGGAGAAGAUGAGCAUGGUCAUGGUAUUGUAAUAUUGAUUUGCAACUUGACUUAUAUAUGGGAAAUAAUGAAACAAAUUCUAUUUUUCUUUUCUUUC
Messenger RNA from Vitis riparia (riverbank grape), 2291 nucleotides. Its product is annotated as protein NUCLEAR FUSION DEFECTIVE 4-like. Bases 197 to 1969 code for a protein of 590 amino acids. Lineage: Eukaryota; Viridiplantae; Streptophyta; Magnoliopsida; Vitales; Vitaceae. Gene Ontology annotation, cellular component: membrane. The transcript is spliced from 3 exons. The record is from RefSeq and is a predicted model, not a curated record.